Tetranychus urticae (two-spotted spider mite) is the source of this 641-nucleotide messenger RNA. The record is from RefSeq and is a predicted model, not a curated record. Lineage: Eukaryota; Metazoa; Arthropoda; Arachnida; Trombidiformes; Tetranychidae.
CAUGAUUUUAAAAUAUUUUUAGGCUCAGGAAUCCAAGCUAACCUUCCACCAGUUUCGUACAUUAAAGCAAUUGACGUUUGGAUGGGUGCUUGCACUACAUUUGUUUUCGCUGCUUUACUCGAGUUUACCUUUGUCAACUACCUAUGGAGACAAAAAUGCAAACAAAGAGCGUCACAUUUUAGACAAACAAUUACCAAUUUAAAAGCAAACAUUACAAACUCUACAAACAAUCCAGCUGACCAAGCUAAAAGAGACGAGGGAAAGACAAAAAUGGUCUUUAAUGGACCACCGAAUGAACCAAUUGGAAUAACAUUGACACGUCUCAGUGCAGGUGCGAAUGGAGGCGGUGGUUGCAGUAGCAGCGGUGGUAGUAGUGGCGGAGGUAAUGAUCAUUAUGUGCGUUACCAACUUGGUGAUGUACCCAAAGCAUCUGGAAUCGAUAGAACUUGUCGAUUUUUAUUUCCAAUGCUGUUUCUUGUGUUCAACACUGUUUAUUGGCCUUACUAUAUUUACUAAUUUAACGAACCUGUUGAAAUGUUGAGAAAACAAAAAUAAAUUGAAUAUCAGAAAAACGCAAAACAAAUCGUAAAUUUCAUUCAAACUACAACUAUUAUAAAAUAAUAUCAUAACUUAAUAUUCAA